Messenger RNA from Electrophorus electricus (electric eel), 2324 nucleotides. RefSeq names its product V-set and transmembrane domain containing 2B (gene vstm2b). Gene Ontology annotation, cellular component: membrane. The record is from RefSeq and is a predicted model, not a curated record. Lineage: Eukaryota; Metazoa; Chordata; Actinopteri; Gymnotiformes; Gymnotidae.
ACGCGCUCACACACAAAGCAGAGGUUUCCGGUGGCGCUAGAGGGAACUAUCGACUGGUGCUCCUGGUUUAGGUAUUAAACAUUCCUCUCUUAAAGAUAGUGGAAAAAUCGUCCUCCAACGCAAAGUGUUGUUUUUCUGGAUUGGACACUGGAUUGUUUUGUGAUGGGAGGUGGAAAAGACUGCCGAUAUGUUUCCCUUUAUGUUGGGGUCAGAGUGAGAAUAUUUUUCACUGGUGAAGAGAAGUUGCGCCCUGACAUGAAACAAAUCGGGGAAUAAAACAAUCUCAGCCUCUAAGGAUACUUGCUCAAGAAAACAGUCUACAGAAAUUUUGCUGAACAUAUACGAUCGUGCGGAGAAGGGUAUUCUAGUCCGCACCUUUGGAUUGUACAAUUUGUCUGACUGACGCAGCACCGUUUGGAGUACGCUACUCGGGAAUUUCAAAUCUAUAAUUAGCAUUUUAAGGAAAUAAACUAUUAAUACAAAACCCAAAUUAAAGACACAGAAUGGAAAUGGCAAUGAAAUAAUCUCUGUCUGGUCAAAUGACCAUUUUCAUUCGUUCUCUGAUCGAAACCACCGAAUGAGAUGGAAAAACAAGGACUCGGCGGCGUCCUGUAUUAUUUCAUUCUAAACGCUCCCCUACUAUUCUAUGUAAAUGCCACUUUUACCGAAGUGCCAAAGGAUGUGACUGUGGGUGAGGGCGAGGACAUUGAGAUGCCGUGUGCUUUUCGGGCUGUCGGAGCCUCCCCGUUCUCUCUGGAGAUCCAGUGGUGGUACCUCCAGGAAGCAGCCCCAAGAGAGCUGGCACAAGAACUGCAAAUUAGCGCCCCAGCUAACAGACCUAAGGUUGCCCCAAGGGACGCCACAAAAAUAAGCACCGUGAGAGUGCAGGGAAACGCCAUUUCUCACAAGCUCAGUCUGUCCAACGUGCGUAAGGAGGAUGAAGGGGUAUAUGAAUGCCGUGUUUCGGACUUGUACUCUGACGAAACUCAGGAAUACAAGGUCCAGGCCACUCUACGCGUGACGCCGCGCGAAGGCAUGGUGGCUGAAGAGGCCGUGUCUCAUAUCCAAAACCGGUGGUCACUAAGGAAUAGCAACACUGCAGCGGGUGGCCGGGCCACUUCGGAACCAGGCCAUGGAAAGUCCCGCGUGCCUCCGCUGGGCGGUAUUGGCCCUGCUCCUGCAUCAGUGACAACAACCGCCUCUGCAGCAAAGUCUUCGGCGUCGCCUCGGCCGGGUAAUGCGUCAAUUCUCAGACAGCAGCACGGAGCCGGUUCUGGAACCAUGGCAACCACUGAGCCCCUCCUCUACAUAACGCUGCUUGUCCUGCAUAAGCUCAUCCCUUUCUUGAUUGCCAACUAAAAGACACCAAACAAACAACAACUACCAGUGUUUUCACUUUAUGUACCAAACAGCAAAGGGAAAAAUAAAUGAAAAAAUAAAUAUAUAUACUAUUAUGGCACAUCAUCAAGGAUGGAAUACAAGAAAUUGUUCAGCGAAGUGACUUGGGAGAAAAUAGUCAUAUGAACAAUGAGAAGGACAUCUCAGACUUGAACUCACAGAAAUUUGCCUGGGAGUUGAAUGCUAAAUGGACUGUAUGAGAAGCAUGACAAAAAUAUAUAUUAAAAUGAGUCUACGUGAAUUAGAGCUUCACAUUUGUGUCCUACACACAGCUGACAUCCUCAAAACACUGCACCUAUUUCCAAACACUGGCCUCUGCCCUGCAGAAUUAAUGGCCUCUUCAUUUAUUUUUCAGUGGAGUUUAAAUUCCUGUAAAAUCUAAUUUUGAAUUUUUAUCUUAAUGACUUUUCUUAACAUACAAGGGAUCCAUUCUUCUGUGACCAUUUGAGAAUGAAGUUUUGAUUAUAUUUGUAUUGGUUCCACCUUUAACAAAAAAAAGCAGUAGACAUAAUUUGUUAAUGUUUGUUUUAUUUAUUUUGCUAUUUAUUUUAUUAUUAUUUUUGUGUCUUUAUUUAUUUUGCAUAAGCUGUUUAAAAGUCUCUCAUGGUCUCAUUUCCAAGUUGGUGAUGAAGCUUGUCUGUGUCGGCGCUUUCUACUGAGAUUCUGUGUAAUCCUGUAUUACAUCUCAUCAGUUUAUGAAUUCUACAUGAGUUUUGUUUAUUUAUUUGUUUUUCUCCACAUGUAUACAAAUGCGACCUUAUAUAUUUUGAUCAAAUAAGGCACAUGUUUCCAUAGUUGUUGUUAGUCACCUUCAAUAAUGUUUAUUUUUAUUAAAGAUAUGGUGAUCAAGUUAAGACAUUCAUUUAUAUAAAAAAAAGUAUGUUGCCAACACAAGUUGAAAUAAAGAUUGUUUCUUUUUAAUAAAA